UCAAAGCCGUAAGGCACAUGUACUCACUGUUUUCAAAUUUCAAAAAGGCGCUCUCUUCUCUGUGUUUCUCCACAUUCGGCCCCUUCAACACCGCUGCAUUUUCGCCUCAGGGAAGUAUUUUGAGUAUUACAAUCAAUGGCAAAUGAAAAUGGCACAAAUAGUUACGAGGAGGUCCGAAGGCAAAGGGUUCUGGACAAUAAGAAACGAUUCGAGGAUCUGGGGAUUUUGAAUAUAUCUAAAAACCUUUCUGAUCUUGCAAAGUCCGAGAAGAAGUCCGAAAAGAAAUAUGAGGUAACCCGAGUUAGACAAAAAGCAAACGAUGUUUACAUGUUGGAGCCAAGAAGGUCUGGACGGGCUAGAAAUCCUGUUCCAUCAUACCGCGAUGAUAUUGAUAUGGAACUUCCAUCUUUUCGGAAAAGAUCAAAAUUGAGUUCCUCAUGGGCAAGUUAUCUAGCAAGACCGUUGGAAGAAGUAAAACUUGCUUCAUGUCAAGAGAGAGCACAAGCUAUCAAAAGUGCAGAAAAGCUCCAGAGCAAUCUACAGUCUGGAAAUCCAUCUUUUAUCAAGUCUAUGGUCCGAUCUCACGUCUACAGUUGUUUCUGGUUGGGACUUCCUACAAGAUUUUGUGAAGAUCAUCUUCCCAAGUCUACCGUAGAUGUUCUGUUAGUGGAUGAGGAAGGUUCAGAGUAUGAAGCUCUCUUUAUUGGCAAAAGAACUGGACUAAGCGGAGGAUGGAGAGCAUUUGCGCUAGAUCAUAAGCUGGAUGAUGGGGAUGCUCUAGUAUUUGAAUUGGUUGAGGCAACAAAAUUCAAGGUGUAUAUAGUUCGGGCAUCCGAUUGUUCAAGUAGAGAGGAUAAAUCUGGUGCAGAAAAAGGAGAGAAUGAAGCUGAAGAAACAUCAAAGAGUGUGACAAAGAAAAGAAAGAAAAGUAGCAAUCAAUCAGAAGUUCCAACGGCAGCUAAAGAAGAGAUUUCUGUAGUGGCUUCAGCCACGAGACGCAGUACUAGAAGAAAGUAAAGAAGCAUCAUUUUGUAGGCAUGUUAAAAAUUUAGCCUUUGUUGAGGUAAGCAUAUCAAGUUUACUGAAACAAUGUGCAAGACAUGUUCAAAACUAAUCUUGACAUUGGCACUAAUGGUACGUAAAUGUAGCUCGUUGUUCAAACAACUAUUCAGAGUUCCUAGAGCUCCUCGUAAGGCUUAUGAAAGAAAUACAACUGCAGCUCUUUUGCACAAA
Molecule: messenger RNA, 1233 nt
Organism: Nicotiana tabacum (common tobacco)
Lineage: Eukaryota; Viridiplantae; Streptophyta; Magnoliopsida; Solanales; Solanaceae
Product: putative B3 domain-containing protein At5g58280
Molecular function (GO): DNA binding
Source: RefSeq, a predicted model, not a curated record